ACCGCCACAAUGUUCACCAAGGACUUCCCACUGCCCACUGAGGAGGAGCUGACGGUGCAGGAGAUCAAUGUAAGCACGCCGUCUCUGAGGGCAGCCGCUUUUCACCUGGGCAAGACUUGUGAGGAACAGAACAAUGAGUACAUGCUGUGCCGAAAGGAAGAGAAGGACCCCCGCAAGUGUCUGGACGAGGGCAAGGCGGUGACGGCCUGCUCCCUCAACUUCUUCAGGAAAAUAAAGAAGUCCUGCCUGGAGGAGUUCUCUCAGUAUGCCAACUGUCUUGACAAGUCCUCCCGAGAUAUGGAGUACAAAUACUGCCGCAACACUCAAGCCAUUUACGACAAGUGUGUGCUGGACAACCUGGGUCUGGAGCGGCCUGACUUUGGUUACUUCUGUGAGCCAAAGAUUGUAGACUCAAAAAGGCCUAAGCCGAUUGAAGAGCCCCUCAGCUUCCCUGAUGCCCCUGAGCCCCUGCCAGAGUUGCCGGUGGGUGGGGAGGCCAGGUACGGGUCUCGCAAGUUUUGGUUCCAGUAGGUGGCCGGUCACUGGCUGGCUGCUGUGGCACACUUUGUUUUCUUCCUUCAUUGUAGCCAGGAGAGACUUGCAACAGGAAAUAUUGCUGUGAAGUCCUGCCAGAAUAAAUUUGAAGCUCAGUUGUACAGUAAUGUUACUCAAAUAAGAGAGUUGAGGUGGGAGACAACACAAUGUGCUGUUUUUAGUUUGGAGAGUAAAAAAAAGAAAGUGAUUGUUGUCAUAAACAUGCUGGGCCAUCAUGAUUGAAAACAGUUGUCACCAUUGCCACCACACUCUCCUGACUGGUCACCACAAAGCUGGCGUGUAAACAAAGGGCUGCAGUGAGCUGUUAUAGUCUCUAGUGGUGUUUGCUUUGUACAUACAGGUAUCUCAAAUUGCUUUAAUAUAUUCCUUCAUGUGUCCUUUUGACAAAAAAUAAAGAUAUAAAACAU
Scylla paramamosain (green mud crab) is the source of this 962-nucleotide messenger RNA. RefSeq names its product NADH dehydrogenase [ubiquinone] 1 alpha subcomplex subunit 8-like (gene ND-19). Lineage: Eukaryota; Metazoa; Arthropoda; Malacostraca; Decapoda; Portunidae. Gene Ontology annotation, biological process: mitochondrial electron transport, NADH to ubiquinone. Bases 10 to 531 code for a protein of 173 amino acids. The transcript is spliced from 4 exons. The record is from RefSeq and is a predicted model, not a curated record.